GUAUCUGACAUGUCAAGGUCCUCCAAGAAAAAUGCAACGAAUAUUCAAAAGUAUUCUGACAUCAAGGACUUCAUUGAAGCAACUAAAGAAAAAUCACUGUCCUUAUUGCACAGAGGCUCAGAAAUGUAACCUACCUUUAGAUGGACUAAAGAUUUUAGAUAUCAGCAGGAUUUUAGCUGGACCAUAUUGUACCAUGAUUCUAGGUGAUCUUGGUGCAGAAAUCAUCAAGGUUGAAAAGCCGGGAGCUGGGGAUGAUACAAGGUCAUGGGGACCUCCUUUUUGUGGCAAGGAAAGUGUUUAUUUUUUGACUGUCAAUAGAAAUAAAAAGAGUAUUGCUAUUGACAUCAGAACUAAAGAUGGCCAAGAUCUUAUUCAAAAGUUGGCCAAGCAGUGUGAUGUGAUGGUCGAGAAUUAUAUCCCUGGUAAAUUAGACCAGUACAACCUUGGUUACAAGCAUCUUAAUGUGAUAGCUCCUCAAUUAAUUUACUGUUCUAUAACAGGAUAUGGACAAACAGGCCCCUACUCAAAACGAGCAGGAUAUGAUGUUAUUGUAUCAGGAGUGGGUGGAUUAAUGCAUAUCACUGGACCAGAGGAUGGAGACCCUUGUAAAGUAGGAGUGGCUAUGACUGAUCUAUCUACUGGACUGUAUGCCCAUGGGGCUAUCUUGGCAGCAGUAUUACAGAGACAGAUAACAGGGAGAGGACAACAUAUAGACUGUAACUUAUUCUCAACUCAGGUUGCAUCAUUAAUCAAUAUUGGAUCAAAUUACCUGAAUGCUGGGAUGGAGGCUAAAAGACAUGGUACAGCACAUCAAAGUAUUGUUCCUUAUCAGGCAUUUAAGACAAAGGACAGCUACAUUGUUGUUGGAGCAGGCAAUGAUAAACAAUUUCAUAAAUUAUGUAAGGUGUUACAACUGGAUCAUUUGUUGGAGGAUAACAAAUACACAACAAACAAACUUCGUGUGCAUAAUAGGAAGAGUUUACUGUCAACAUUGGACAAUUUAUUUAUAACAAAAAAGACCAAAGAAUGGUUAGAUGUGUUUGAUGGUUGUGGAAUACCCUAUGGUCCUGUGAAUAACAUGGAGAAUGUCUUCAUUGAUCCACAGACUUUACACAAUGAAAUGAUCCUUGAGAUGGACCAUUCUAUAGCAGGAAAAGUUAGAGUUCCAGGCCAGGCAGUGAAGUACAGUGAUAAACAGAUGAAAUCUACACUACCACCACCAACACUUGGACAGCAUACUAAUGAAAUUUUAGAGAAUAUGCUUAAUUUAUCAGAGACUGACAUUAAAAUUUUGAGAGAUAAAAAAGUAAUACAAUAGUAAUAUUUAUCACUACAGCUAGUAACCAAAUACAAAUGUUUAUUUUGUAUUUAUCAAAAGGACAAAAGAGCAAUAUUUGUAUACUAUGUCCUUUUGAUAUAUACGAAUUAAAGUCUUAUAAGAUUUUUCUUUAUAUUUAAAAUCUAAAAUAUUAAGGCAAAAUAGAAAAGAUAAUAAUUAUAAAACAAAGGAUUAUUAAAUGUGCAACAUAGCAAGCAUUAAAAUGGGAAGGAAAAGUUGAGCAAAUGUAUAAUUGAGGGGUUGACCUGUGUAAAUUAAAGGGAGAUAAGUCAUGAAAUCAGCAUUUUGUUGAUAACAUAGUCAGUUUUAAGCAUUCAUGUGAAACCAAAUUAAAUAUGUGGUUUGUAAAAUGUAUUUAAGAAAAUGGUUGACACAAAUUUAGCAGUGGUUUUAAGAUUUUUGUCCCUAAAUCAAGGUUAGCCUCUUUACAGCUAGUGCGGACACAUACAUUAGUAUGCUGCAUAUACCCUUAUUUUAGGUAUUGUGUACCAAACCUGUCAGAAUAUUACAAAUAGUUUUCCUAUAAGUAAUAUAGCAGACAAUUUUAUUCAAGUUUGAUAAAAAAAACUCAAAAAUUUAUAUAACAUUUAAAAAUAUUUUGGGCCCAUUGCAUUUGCGCCAAUUUUUAAAGAAUACAGGAUUUCAUUUGAGCCCAGAAAUAAUAACGGCUUCUAUGCCAGGAUACACAUAACAGAAAGGUUAAGAUGUACAUUAUAUCCUGAAUACUAGGCUUUUAAAAAAAAAUAUCCCCCCACACCAUGGACAAUAAAGUGAGUCAAUUAUUUAAUGCCAUAAAUAGGUUAUCUAAUGCUAUAAAAAGGUUAUCUAAUGCUAUAAAUAGGUUAUCUAAUGCAAACCCAGAAUAACAACCAAUGUGGGCAGCACAACCAUUAUAAAGACAUUGAAUGAACACAACCAUGGUGUAGACCAGCAAACAGUCAAAUCUCAGCAAUUUAAGAUUCUUAAAACAUCUGUUGACAUUUCUGAAAGACCAUUGAAUAUUAUCCUGCUGUCCUGGGAAAUAGAGCUGUUGUACAUAAUGUUAUGAUUUAUCAUGAAAAAAUAAUCUUUUAUAUGUACUAUUUGACUGUAUUAUUGGUGCAAAUAAAACAUGGUUUGUGGCGUAAAUGAAAGAUUUUUUUCAGUGAAAAUGAAAAACCAAUUGGCACAAAAACAAAACACUGAUUUUUUUCACCUUUGCUUGUUAUUUUCUCAAAUUAGCUAAGCAAGAGCAUUUUACAAGAGGAUGAAGUAUGUGUUCUGUUUUUAUAUGUUUUCAAAUUUUUUCUUUGAAAUAUCUAGAAGAAAGUGUAAUAUUCCAGAAUUUUGUCUUUGAAAUAUCUAGAAGAAAGUAUAAUAUUCCAGAAGUGGAUUGAAAUAUUUAUUUGCUUAAUAUAUUCUGGUUGAUGAUUGGAAAAAAAACCCCAGUUAUAAUCAUUAUUUUUGUAAUUUAUUGAUGAAUCGAAAUAGACAUAAUUGCCAUGCUGUUAUCUGUAUAAACUAUUGUGAAUCAAGGAUUUCAAGCAAUUUAAACUUCUUAAAAUUACUACAUUUAUAUCUGUUACUUGCUAUUGUUUGAAUAAAUUAUCUUUUUAGGGUGCAAAGAGUACCAUGUCGAGGUAUAGGUUAAGGAACCAAACAAAUACUUGACAUGAUUUGAUUUUAAUCGGUGCAAGAUAUAACACACCUUCAGUUAGACCCCGAACACACUUGGACAUUUAGAUCGAUUUAAGCCCAAUGUGAACGCUUUGAAUUGAUCUUGAAAGGGUUUAAACUAAAACACCAAAAGAGGUAGUUUUGUUUGAAUCAAUCUAAAGUGAACCGAUCUAACUUUAAAUGUGAAUGCAGAGAUUGAUCUAAACUAGUAUGAUUGAAGUGAUAAUAAUUUGUGUGCAUGUAUGGUGGCAAAAUUACAUGUGUAAUUUAUUACAAAAUGGAUGACCAACAUAAAAGGGCUGAAAAUUAACGAAACUAUACAAACAGCAGUAUCAACAUUUGAACUUGUAAUUCAAGUGAAAUAAUAACUUCAUCUAUAACACAUUGAUUUGAUUAAAUAUUUAUAUUUAUACACAGUGUUUACAAUUUCACGGGUAAUUAGGUCAGAUCAAUUUCAUUUUUACUUGUAGUGUGAACGCAGUGGUUCAGAUUAGACCGAUAGAGAUCGUUAAUAUAAAAAAUAAUGUGAACGCUAACUGAUUUUAUUCAGAUCGAUUCAAAUCUAGAUUGAUUCAAAAAAUGUUAGUGUGAACGGGGUCUUGCUUCUAUUUCUAUUCAACGUCUUAAUCAUUUUUUUUAUUUUAUUUUUUUUCCUUUAAAUGCUGAAUCUUAUUGCUUGUUGGUUUGGCAUCUAACUUAUUUCUGUGAAUUAAGUUAGCCUUAUAUUUUUAUCUAUAUUUUGAAUAUCAAAUUAAAAUUGCUGUUAGAAUAUAAUAAUUAUUUGUAAUUUUCAUUAAUCAGAAAAAAAUGCUAAUGAAUUAAUUAUAAAUGCUGUACAAUAUUGUGAUGAUUUGGAUAAGAUGUGAUUUAUUUUACAAUGAAUUAAAUAUGGAAGAGACUUGCUUUCCUUUGAUAUUUCCA
Mytilus californianus (California mussel) is the source of this 3916-nucleotide messenger RNA. RefSeq names its product succinate--hydroxymethylglutarate CoA-transferase-like. Bases 32 to 1318 code for a protein of 428 amino acids. The transcript has 14 exons. Gene Ontology annotation, molecular function: catalytic activity. NCBI's taxonomy places the organism in Eukaryota, Metazoa, Mollusca, Bivalvia, Mytilida, Mytilidae. The record is from RefSeq and is a predicted model, not a curated record.